AUGUCGCAAGAUCUUGAAUCGUUCACUGCCAGUGAUCGUUACAGCCUUUGUCGGGCCUACGUCUACCUUUGCACGCUGUUCCCCAAACCAUCGCCCAGCUUCCCCGUUAUCCAUGCCGGUGGGGAAAGUGAUGAAGAGCCUGCGGGCUUUUCCGUCUCAUCUCCUACAUCCUCCCAAUACUCCUCUGCCACCUCAACUGCCACCUCUUCACCUUCACCUGCCUCCCCUUCGUCUCUCGAAUCCCCAGCCUUACCCAAUGAUGUCACACUGCCACCUGCCUCACAAGACUUGUCAAAGGUCGCUACCGCAUCAGCAACCUGUGAAAGCAGGAAUUUGUCACCAUCUCCAGACCUUCCAUCCCGUCCAAGAAGUGCCUAUAAUGACGUGCUUUCUCAGCCAGAAGUAGAGGAUGCUUAUGUGGCAGUCCAACAUAUGCCUCAGUCAACGCCACCCACCUCCUAUUCCACACCGUGUGAGAUGCCUGUGGUCUCAUCCACCUCCCUUGGGAAGAGGCAGGCAAAUAACAUCGCUUGGUAUCCAUCCAAGAGCAGGAGGACGGAAGACAUGUGCAUGCCUAAGCAAGUGCUCCUGACCGCGCUGCCGGAGACAGGCCUCAGCAGGUUCCCAGGAACUGACGAACACGACGAGGGCCACGCCCUCGACACUUACAACCAUAUAUCAGGAGAUGCCGCCCACAUGGAGCAAUUCCACGCAGGCGGCCUAGUGCCUGACAAUGUACAGCUGUUAGGCCGAGGGCCUUUCCCGUCGCCACUCUCGCAAGCCCCCUGGUUGACCGAAGACUGGGCAUGGAAAAACGUUCCACAGAUGUCAUACCACCAGUUCUUCGACGCUAUCGCGCCGGCCUCUCAUGAUGGUCCAGAAGGUCAUUAUGAUGUGACGGAAACCACCCAGAGCAUGCUGCAGAUGUUCGAGGCAGGGUUCCAUGAUGUACCACCGAUGUUCGAGGCAGAGGAGUUCGACAGUGAAUUGGAGACGUACGAGGGACGGAGGAGCUCGAAUGCCGCCCAAGAGGGCCAGUACGACAUCCAACAGACAUUCUGCGGCGGCCAACAAGCAUUCUUCAACGAGACGGAGACUGCCUACGACGACCGUGACAGCCAGAGUGAUUCCCUGCAGAUCUUUGGUGACGCAUCGGAAACGUUCUACCCCAGCAUCCAGUCCGUCCAGUCCGUCCUUGAUGACACGCUCCUUAACGACGCUCAAGAGAACGGGUACGAUGCCCUACCGAUCCAUCAUGAAGCCUCGCGAUCCUUCGAAAACAUCGAGCCAACCCCUAGUGCUGCAGAGUAUGCCAACGGUGAUGUCGCGCAAUUCGAUGUGCCUCAGUUCGUGCAGGAUGCCCUGCACCCCUUCAGAGGCGUCCCGCAGGGCGUUGCCAAAGCCCUACCCAUUGUCGUCCCUCCCCCGCCAAAUCCACGUCGAAACCAGACACCCUACUUGUCUGGCGAGCAUAACUGCCACCCUUGCCGUCUCGGAUUCAAUGCAAGAGGUGACGUCGCUAGGCAUGAAGGCACCGCAAAGCAUGACAGGCGCAUGCGCCAACUCAACCCGAACGCGGAGUCGAAGCUGCGUCUGGCUUGGUGCAACGUGUGCGGAGGCGCGUUCGCCAACGCAUAUACGGUCUCCAAGCAUAAGGCGACGCAGCACGUAGAGUCUGUGUGAGGCGUCGGAGAAGGGGCAGAGGUUGUGAGGGGUGUUAGGAGGGGAGGAAGGUGGUCCGGCGUGCAAAGUUUCGUUGACAUUCAGCAAUAGCACACUCACCGGCUUUCAUGGCCACUUCUCCCCAUUUCUACCUCCUGACUGCGUUUCGGAUCGAUGCGGGGGAUUUGUCCGACUUUUCCAUGUAUCGCAGACAUUGCGCGCUGCAGCAAAGGCUUCUGAUGUGUCGGACGGGGAUCAGUAAUAUAUGUAUAUAUAUAGUCGAAUUUCCAUUGUUAUCUACUUGACCUCAAUCGAACCCUGCCUGUAUUGUUCUUGA
Heterobasidion irregulare TC 32-1 is the source of this 1999-nucleotide messenger RNA. RefSeq lists its product as uncharacterized. Bases 1 to 1683 code for a protein of 560 amino acids. The transcript has a single exon. The record is from RefSeq and is a predicted model, not a curated record. Lineage: Eukaryota; Fungi; Basidiomycota; Agaricomycetes; Russulales; Bondarzewiaceae.